UAUAAGGAGGCGUGCCCGGAUAACAAGACUCAUUUUAAUUUUUCUACUGUUUCCGGUAAAUUCUCAGUAAUCUCCCUUCGAUUGGGCCAGAAUGUUUUUGAUGUGAGCUCGUCCAAAUUAUCAGUUAUACAAAGUCUAUCAAGAUAAUUUACAAUGACUACAGCAGCAAGGCCUACUUUUGAACCAGCCAGGGGUGGCAGAGGUAAAAAUGAAGGUGAUCUAAGUGCACUGUCAAAGCAGUACUCCAGCAGGGAUUUACCAUCACACACAAAACUAAAAUACAGACAAGAAGGUCAGGGUACCACUGAAGAAUUGAGAAGCCGUGACUUCAGACGAGAUCUUGAUGAUAGAGAAAAGAAUGUGAGAGAAAAAAGGGACAGAAAUAGAGAAUCUGGCAGCAGUAGUAGUAGCAGUAGCAGUAAGAGACAGAGAUUAGAACAGAUACCAGCCUCUAACCUGGAUGCAGAUGAUCCCAUAGAUGAUGAUGAUGAUGAUGACUCGUCUGAUGAUGAAGAUGAUGCUGCUGAAUUAAUGGCUGAAUUACAAAAGAUUAAAAAAGAAAGAGCUAAUGAAAAAGUUAGACUGGAUGUGGAGAGAAAAGCUGAGGAAGAAAGAAUCAGAACAGAGAAUAUCUUAAAAGGAAAUCCUCUCCUUAAUAAAGAUAAAGACAAAGGUGGAAACUUUAAUGUUAAAAGAAGAUGGGAUGACGAUGUUGUGUUCAAGAACUGUGCUAAAGGAGAGGAGAAGAAGUCAGCAUUCAUAAACGAUACACUUAGAUCUGAAUUUCAUAAAAAGUUCAUGGAGAAAUAUAUAAAAUAGUCAAAAGUGUUAAAUUUUAUAUUUUAUUGUGCAAAUGUAUACUUGGAUAUCAAACAGAGAAUGAUUUAGCAAGGCAUUCUGAAAAUAUGUUUUCAAAUCUCAACCUCUAUUUUUCAAGUUGAUUUGUAAUAAUUUAUUGGAUGAUACAGAAAUAAAGAUACAGGUACAUGUACCACAAAAUAAUAUUUUUACUUGUUUACAAUGGGAAAAUUUUAUUAUCUUAAAAUCUUUAAAAAAUUGUGUCUCCAUUUAUUUCUCAUGCCAUUGUUCAUCAUUCUAAUUUGUACGAGGGAACAAAUUAAUGGUAUUUAAAUUUCAUUCUUUUUAUUUCAUUUUUUUUACAUAUUGUGUUAGGAAAUCUUCAGAUGUAUACCUCUUUUGUUCAUAAAUGAAAACAAUGUCUUUGUUUAUCGUGUUUUAAAUCCCCGUAUCAUUGAUGUAUCAAUUAAGUUUCAUUUUACCAAACUUCAUAAUGAACAUAUAUUUCUGCUUGUGAAUACUGAUGUAAAUAUACAUGUAUGUAAAUAAAAUAGUGUUUUGUAAA
Molecule: messenger RNA, 1363 nt
Organism: Mytilus trossulus (common blue mussel)
Lineage: Eukaryota; Metazoa; Mollusca; Bivalvia; Mytilida; Mytilidae
Product: protein CWC15 homolog
Exons: 6
Coding region: 154-819 (221 amino acids)
Biological process (GO): mRNA cis splicing, via spliceosome
Cellular component (GO): catalytic step 2 spliceosome
Molecular function (GO): RNA binding
Source: RefSeq, a predicted model, not a curated record